AUGCAAGGACUCAAGGACCGAAUUGAGGAUAUUUUAACUGAAAAAACAGAAAUUGAAGAGCAGUUCUCACAGAUCCAAAGUGAAAAGAGACAACUCAUCAGUGAAAAAGAUGAAUUAGAAAAAGCCAAUGAAGCUUUAAUGGAGGAGCAUGAGAUAUUGAGAGGGGAAAAGCAGCUAAAGGCUGACGAAGUAAAACAACUCACAGAUGAUAUUAAGCAGCUGGCUGCAAUUAUUCAGUCAAUGUCUGAAUUAAAUAAGGACUUGACAGGAAAAGUUGACAAACUGAAUGCUGAUUUGGAGCAGAGCGUCAUUGCUUCAUAUGAAGCCAAAGCAAAGGCGUCUAAUAUGGAAGAGCUGGAAAAGCAUUUGAAUGAGGCCAUUGAAACUAGCAAAAAGAUUGAAGAGAAGAACAAAGAUCUAAGAGCCAAGAACAAGCAGUUAGUUAAGUCCAAUAAGGAAUAUACUGCUAUUUGUGAAAAUAUUCAAGGGAAAAUAGCAUCAUUUCUAACUGAAAACACCCCAGAAGAAGUCAGAAUAUUUCUUGUCAAGUUUUCACAAGAUCUGGGGAAAAUUCCUCAAGUGAUUCAAGAAGAGAGCAGCACACCUACUGAAAACGCUGGAAAUUUUGGUGAAGUUGUUGAGAAUGAAAAUAAGGAGCUAAGCAAAAGAGUAAAAGAAACGCAAAAUAGAGAAGCAUCUCUGUAUGAAGAAAUCGAUGGCCUAAAAAAACUGCUGGAAAAGAGAGAAAAAGAAUAUGAAGAAAUGGCAAAUAAAUUAAGCACACUCUUCAAUGCUAGUGCAACGAAUUCUGAUCAGGUUAAAGAGCAGCUAACUAACUAUUUAAUUAAUAAAACUGUUUUAUUUUAAUUUUUAAAUUGAUUAUUUUAAUUUUAAAUAAACUAUAAUAAUUAAAUAUUUUCUAUUAAAUGGAGAGUAAGACAAGUUCAAUUAAAGCUCGGCAAAAAGAAGAACAAGUGCAAGCUGCUUCAAACCAAACUGCUAGAUAUUGAGCCAAAAUACAAUAGAAAGCUGAGUACUCUAACUGCACAAAAAGAAAAAGCUGAGAAAAAUAACGAAGAACUAAAAGAAAAAAUAGCAAAGCUUAAACCACAAAUAAGCGGGUUGCAAAGCGAAAGCCGAGAGCAAAAAAGACUUGCUAGACAAUACGCAAAUACAAUACAAGUGCUCCACGAUGAGUUUUGGAAAAGAGACACGGCGUUGAUCAAGGUCAAAAGGUCCUUGAUUCGUGCUCAGAAAGAAAUAAAAUCAUUAAAAGCACUCGUAGAAAAAGCAGAAACUCAUGCUAAAAGCUUAGUCGAGCACCAAACUAACAAAACACUGAUUGAGCUCCAGUCUAAAGAUCAACAAAUUGCCCUACUUAAAGGCAUGCUAAAAGGCAACCCAAUAGAGCGAAGGAUUCAGAAUGAUUCGCUCUCAAAGCGAGGUCACAGCUACCGAACAAGCUACGACGAAAGCUCAAUCAAUACUCUCAAUACCUCAGCAACUUCAGAAACAAGGUCUUUUUCCAGCUUAACGCCCAGCAUGCUCAUUAAUAAAUUUCUUAGAAUCUCAUCAUUAUACAAAGGUAAAGAAGAAACUCCGACUGGGACUAAGCCAAACCUUAACAAACUCGUCACAAAUCUGAGAACUAAACUUAAAAUAUUUCCCAGCUUUAGCUCUAGCGAGCUUAAUGAGAAUGUGCCAGAACUCAAGGGCUCUAUUGAUACGUCAAAAAGCCAGCUAACACUUGAUGAAGUUAUCAAUGCUAUAGUAUCAACAAUUUAA
This is a messenger RNA of Blepharisma stoltei, 1785 nucleotides long. The record is from the annotation of a GenBank genome assembly. NCBI's taxonomy places the organism in Eukaryota, Ciliophora, Heterotrichea, Heterotrichida, Blepharismidae.